This is a messenger RNA of Theileria equi strain WA, 1371 nucleotides long. RefSeq lists its product as hypothetical. The transcript has a single exon. Lineage: Eukaryota; Apicomplexa; Aconoidasida; Piroplasmida; Theileriidae. The record is from RefSeq and is a predicted model, not a curated record. The coding region runs from base 1 to 1371 and encodes 456 amino acids.
AUGGCAGGGGACAAGGAUGGAGGUUCCACUCAAAAAUGGGCCAUGUUUAUGGCAGGGCUGACUCUGUUGCAGUCUCUCCGUGUGGCUUUAACCGGAGCAAAGUUUGCACUUGACAGAUUUAAAAUUCCUCAGCAGCAUGCUAGUUCGUUCAUUAACAUGGUCCAUAAUCCUAUGGAGUUGGCAACGUUUACUGGGAUGGGCAUUAUGACUUGUCUGUCAUUUGCAUCAAGCCUUAAGAACUGCUUCAAGUGGUUCGCCAUUGUAACAAAUGUAACACUGUGCUUUUCCUUCAUUCUACUCCUCAUUGCAUUCACAUCAGGAGGAGAACGGGGAAAUCUCACCUUCUACUAUUGGACUAUAGUCUUCGUCUCAUUUAUCUACGGACUUAAUGUAGCGUGUGUGAUGAACGUUGGAAGUGAUAAUGCCUCCUUUUUCAAUAUGGGAAUUCCUCUUUCUGGUAUUCAGGUUUCUGCCUACUACUAUAUCUUUACGAAGCUCGCUGAGAGAUUUAAUUGGUCAGACGUUAGUUACUGGAUCAUAUUUUGGCAGCUUAUCGUUGCAAUAUUGAUAUCGGCUGCUUCUGCCAUAUUAUGGGCAGUUGCCUAUAAGGAUGGUGGUAGUUGUAAUGGAGCUCCUGGUCAAUAUACUGGUUUCGCUGGUCUGUCUCCAAUUUUUAUGGGAAUGGUUGGAAUGGGUGGUAUAUAUGCCUUCUAUCCUGCUAUUGCUCCUUACAAGUUGACAGAUGUUGGUACUGGUUACAAUAUUGAUCUUGUUGUUUUAUUCGUUAGCGCUGUUCCUGGUAUUCUAAUUGCAGCUUUGUGCAAAGGUAAAAGUGGUCCAGGUCCAGACCAACCAUGGGAAAAUGGGCAUAAGUUGUGGCAUCUUGCUUGGGUUCUGGCCAUUCCACAUCUUACUGCAAUGAUCUUGUGCCUUGUUACACUUCAUUACCCUGAUAGUGGAGUGGCACGUUCCAUUAAGAGCAGCGGUUUAAAGGUUGGAGCUAUUACUGUCACGCUGAAGUUUUGUGAGGAGGGACUUAAAGCAGUUUCUUACGCCGGAGCUAGCAAACAAGUGAAUGAGUGUGCUGAAGGUACUAUUUCGGCCGUUAAUGCCUUUUUAUCCCAAGGUUUAAUGAUAGUCUUGGCCUUUACUGGAGACGGUUACCUAAAGACUUACUCUAAACAUGAACAUGAUCGGAGUAAAUGGCCUACUAGAGACUUUGGGUUCUGGAGGUCCAUCUCUUACUGGGUAGAUAAUGGAGCAUAUGUGGCCUGUAAGAGUGUCAAGUCCUCUUUUACAAAGAAUGUUAGAUGUAAGGUUUUAGGGAAGUCUGAGGCUUUGCUCAUUGUCUAUGCAGAUCAGGAAUUUUAG